Molecule: messenger RNA, 7444 nt
Organism: Trichechus manatus latirostris (Florida manatee)
Lineage: Eukaryota; Metazoa; Chordata; Mammalia; Sirenia; Trichechidae
Gene: SLC6A6
Product: solute carrier family 6 member 6
Exons: 16
Coding region: 1512-3377 (621 amino acids)
Biological process (GO): sodium ion transmembrane transport; taurine transmembrane transport; neurotransmitter transport
Cellular component (GO): plasma membrane
Molecular function (GO): taurine:sodium symporter activity; gamma-aminobutyric acid:sodium:chloride symporter activity
Source: RefSeq, a predicted model, not a curated record
AUUUUGUCCUUCGCCAUGGUGGUGUUGUUUCACUGAUGGUGUGGCAGGUGACCCAAGGUGGGAGCCCCAAGAAGGGAAGACAGAGCCCCCGAGGCCCAGGACCUGGUCCACCCAUCACCUCUGGAUGGUGGUCCCUGGGCCUGGCUUGGCCACCUAUGCGCACUCAGACCCCAAGUGGGAGGUGGCCCAGCCUAAAGGCGGAGCACUGGUUGUGAAGUCCUAGCCUGAGCCUGCUACAGAGCCACCUUGGACAAGUGUGCUGCUCGCUUCUCUCAGCCUGUUUCCUUGUUUGCAAACUGGAUAACGAGGCCGUGUUCUGACCCUGAUUUGCCCCCGGAAGGCUCUAAGGCAGCUUUGUGGCAUGGUGAUUCUGAGGAUUACGGAAUCAGAUACAUGGGAAAGGGUGAGCUUGGUUCCUCACAGGGCACAGGCAAGAUACUUUGGAAACUGGGGCUGUUGACACAAUUGUAUUUUUUUAGACUUUUUAUUUUAAAAAAAUUGAAAAAACUUUCAGAAAAGUUGCAGGAGUAUUACAGUGACUUCCCGUCUCCACAUCCACUUAGAUUUUCCCAUUGUUAACGUCUGCCACACCUGCUUCAUCUCUGUCUAUAAUAUAUAUAUAUAUCGUCAGCAGAGUCACAUCAUAUUCUCCUUAGGCUGUUUUUUGCUGAAUCAUUGGGGAGUAAGUUACUGGCCCAAUGCCCCUUUACCCCUAAGCUUUCUGCGUAUAUUUUGUAAGAACAAGGCCAUUCUCUUACCUAACUCUAGCACAAUCAUCAAACCCCGGACAUUUAACAUUGACACAGUUCUAUUAUCUUAUCUGCAGGCCUUAAUGGCAUUUUGCCGAUUACAUGUUUACAACAACUUUUUUUUUGUCCCAGUUCAGGAUCAUAGUAAUGUUUUUUAAAAGGAGUUUAAUGGGGCAGGAAAUUGCCCAUUCUGCGACCAUCUUGUUCACCCUGGUUUCGAACGUUGUCUUGGUUACUGUAGGGCUAUGAAAGUCUUUCAGUCAGGACAUUCAGUAAGAAAUCCAUUUUACAACAGGAUGCAGUGAGAGCUCACACACGUAGACGUGUGAAACCGAAACCAGAGUUUCACCACACAGCCCUGUGCUCACCAUCUGCACUGUCUGUUCCAUUUGGGUCUGUUCCAUAAACAUGAUCGUCCUGACUCUGCAUUGAUUGCACGGCCUGCUAGUGGAUUCUGCUCUGGAAUUUGAAGACUUUGGCUUCCUGGGCAGAAAUUUCUAGGAGCUGAGCAGUAGCUGCUGUUAGUCACCAUCUUGUAGUGCUGGAAGUUGCUGUCGCCGCUGCACCAACAUCUGCAACCUGACAGAAUUAGAUAUGAAUCCGGUCCACCCAGCCGCCAUGCCCUAGAGCAGGGCCAGGCUGCAGUCUGACUGCUGUGCUGUCACUGGCCCCCAAACAACAGGAAAACAAAACCAAAUUCUCAACGGGAUGAGCCAACGGUGUGUCCAGGGAAGACACAGAUGACUCGCAGAAAGCGAGGAGAUGGCCACCAAGGAGAAGCUGCAGUGCCUGAAAGAUUUCCACAAGGACAUCCUGAAGCCGUCACCAGGGAAGAGUCCAGGAACGAGGCCCGAGGAUGAGGCAGAAGGCAAGCACCCGCAGAGGGAGAAGUGGUCCAGCAAGAUCGACUUCGUGCUCUCUGUGGCUGGUGGCUUCAUCGGCUUGGGCAACGUCUGGCGUUUUCCGUACCUCUGCUACAAAAAUGGUGGAGGUGCAUUUCUCAUACCAUAUUUCAUUUUCCUGUUUGGCGGCGGCCUGCCUGUGUUUUUCCUGGAGGUGGUCAUUGGCCAGUACACCUCCCAAGGGGGCAUUACCUGCUGGGAAAAGAUCUGCCCCUUGUUCACUGGCAUUGGCUACGCCUCCAUCGUGAUCGUGUCCCUGCUGAACGUGUACUACAUCAUCAUCCUGGCCUGGGCCAUGUAUUACCUGUUCCACUCCUUCCAGACGGAUCUGCCCUGGGCGCACUGCAACCACAGCUGGAACACUCCCAACUGCAUGGAGGACACUAUGCGCAAGAACAAGAGCAUGUGGAUCGCCGUCGGCACCACCAACACCACCAACUACACCUCCCCUGUCAUCGAGUUCUGGGAGCGCAACGUGCUGAGUCUGUCCUCUGGAAUCAACCACCCCGGUGCUCUGAAGUGGGACCUUGCUCUCUGCCUCCUCCUUGUCUGGCUGAUCUGUUUCUUCUGCAUCUGGAAGGGCGUCAAGUCCACGGGGAAAGUCGUGUACAUCACAGCCACUUUCCCAUUCAUCAUGCUCCUGGUGCUGCUGGUCCGUGGACUCACACUGCCUGGGGCCGGUGCAGGCAUCAAGUUCUAUCUGUACCCCGACAUCUCCCGCCUCGAGGAUCCCCAGGUGUGGAUUGAUGCUGGGACGCAGAUAUUCUUCUCCUAUGCGAUCUGCCUGGGGGCCAUGACCUCUCUGGGAAGCUACAACAAGUACAAGUACAACUCGUACAGGGACUGUAUGCUGCUGGGAUGCCUGAACAGUGGUACCAGUUUUGUGUCUGGCUUCGCAAUUUUUUCCAUCCUGGGCUUCAUGGCACAAGAGCAAGGGGUGGACAUUGCUGAUGUGGCUGAGUCAGGUCCUGGCUUGGCCUUCAUUGCCUACCCCAAAGCUGUGACGAUGAUGCCGCUGCCCACGUUUUGGUCCAUUCUUUUUUUUAUCAUGCUUCUCUUGCUUGGACUGGAUAGCCAGUUUGUUGAAGUUGAAGGACAGAUCACGUCCUUGGUUGACCUUUACCCAUCCUUCCUAAGGAAGCAUCGGGAAAUCUUCAUCGCCCUCGUGUGUUGCGCCAGCUACCUGCUGGGGCUGACAAUGGUGACAGAGGGUGGCAUGUAUGUGUUUCAACUCUUUGACUACUAUGCAGCUAGCGGUGUAUGCCUUUUGUGGGUUGCAUUCUUUGAAUGUGUUACUAUUGCCUGGGUAUAUGGCGCUGAUAACUUUUAUAACGGUAUUGAGGACAUGAUCGGCUAUCGGCCUGGGCCCUGGAUGAAGUACAGCUGGGCUGUUGUCACUCCAGUUCUCUGUGUUGGAUGUUUUAUCUUCUCUCUCGUCAAGUACCAGCCCCUGACCUAUAACAAAGUCUACGUGUACCCUGACUGGGCCAUUGGGCUGGGCUGGGGCCUGGCCCUGUCCUCCAUGGUGUGCAUCCCCCUGGUGUUCCUCAUCUCCCUCUGCCAGGCACGAGGCCCUCUCUCCGUGCGAUUCAAGUACCUGCUGACCCCGAGGGAACCCAACCGCUGGGCUGUGGAGCACGAAGGGGCCCUCCCCUACAACUCGUCCUCCACUGUCAAUGGCGUUCUCAUGAAGCCGACCCACAUCAUUGUGGAGACAAUGAUGUGAGCUCUCGGGUCGACAGGCCGCUUUCCUGCUGUUUACUAACAUUAGAUUCUCAUAGGACCAGGUUUACAGAGCUUUACAUUUGCACUAGGAUUUUUUUUUUUUUAAUUGUCACAGAAAAUGUUAUCGUGUGUGUGUGUGUCUGUGUGUGUGUGUGUGUGUGUGUGUGUGUUGUGCGUAUGUGUUUUGUUUUGAUCUGGGGAUAUUUUGUACAAAAAGAACCCCCGCCACCCCGGGCAGAUAUCUGGGGAGCGACAGAGCUUUCGUACCGAAUUAGAUGUAUUUUAUGGGAACUUGUUAAAUUUUUCUCUGUAUUUUUUUUUUUUUUACAUCUAACUAUAUAUACACUUAGAGAUUGUUGUACACUUGACCGCUUGAAUUGAUCUUCUUGCCAGCAAUAGAUCUAAUUUCAAAAGCAAUUCUUCGGUGCUUGUGUAGCUGGCAGAAUGUUCUGCCCCAAACACCCAGGGUGGAAUUUCCCUGAGGCAGCAGACCUACUUCAAAGGUGUAGUACCUUCCAAAGCCUGGUUCAGGUGGAAGAAAACAGCAGGGGAGAGGGCCCCACCAGCAGGCCAAAUCCAAAGGGGCUGAAGGAAAGUAGGGUCAUAAGGUGACACCUUAUUAAACUGGUCCUGAGCCCCAAAGAGAUGCCAAAAUACCGAACCAAUCCCUCCAAGAAAGAUGAGGCCUUCUUCAAGAGCCUGAUUCUGAGAGCAGUGGAAACCAUUGCACCAGGAGCCAAAUCCCACCUUCUACUUUGAAUUUGAGAGAGGAUUGUGUGUAGGACUGUCAGCACCAUUUAUCUAAGAGGGAGAAGCGAGAGAUCUGAGAGAGCCAGUGAGAAUGAGCUUGGGUUUGGGAGCCGUUGUGAGGCUCCAUACUAGACUCAGAGGAGGCAAGGCCAGGGCGCGGUCCUUCCUGGGUUUCCUUGGGUGUAUCUGUUGCACUGGAUAGGGAACAUGGUAGAUUCAGGUUGCUCCUCUGGGAGCUGCCUGUGGUAAACUUGAUGUGUAUGUAGUUAGGGACGGGGUGAGGCAGGAGGGCAUGUGGACCAAAGGGCAUGGGGCCCGCGUUUGGAUGUGUUGCUGUGGCUAGGGGUGCUUUUCCUUCCUCAUCUCCCCACCCUCAAUUCUGACCUCACCUCCCAGAGGCUGGGAAACCCCUGACCAGCUUUUGUUAAAGACACAUUCCCGGGGCUGCCCUAGCUCCUAGCAAGGAAUGCCAAGAACGUCUUUUGAGGUUGGAUCUUGGAUUCAGAUCAAGUGCUCUUCAAAGCAGGAAGUGCUCUCCUCCUUCCCCUCCUCCUCCCAGUUCAGGGCCAAGUGCAGCCCUCGGUGCAGCCCUGGGAUAUAAUAAAACUCUCCAUUUCAAAACCCUUCAAUAGAUGGUGUCAGACAUACUCUAUGUGGGGACUGAGGAGAUGGGUAGGGGAGAGUUAUCGAGGAGGUUGGACUUGUCCAGGGGGCUGGCACCCCAGAACUGGCUUGACCAACAGCCUUAUGCAGAGUGGACUUCCUUCUUGAACCAGGAAAGAAGGUACGACACCUUUAAAAUCACACCUACAGACACCACUCUCAACUUGCCCCCAUUUGGAUAUAAACCGUGCCAUUUAAACAGUCGCUUGCAAGUUCAGAGUCUAGACUAAGCAGAAACAUUGUCAAGUCCAAAGGCAGCGACUGCCUGGAGGGGUGUGGAGAGUGAAGUCUGUCUCAGGUUUUCCGAGCAGGAGCUCUCUGGACCCCGGAAUCCACCAGAUGCAGGAAGUAGAGGAGCCUUGGUGUCCCUCUCCCAAGGGCAGAGGCAAUGCCAAACCUCGUCUUUGGCAAGUAUACACAUUUGCUGUUUCCAAAGCUAUAUACUCUGCCAAACGGCAUCCAAUCUUAUUCCAAAGCGUGAACAAUUCUAACGUGUUCCUGUUUUUCUGUGUAUUUAUGUUUGCCGCCAUGUCUGGUUUUAUUUUACUGUGUUGUCCUAAUUUGAGUAGCAAUGUGACCUAUUUUCUUUUGUCUUAUGGAACUUUAGUAAACUAACCACUGUCAUGAUUGGGGACAGGUGACAUGUGGGUGAGUAGCAGGGCUUGGCGAGCUGUGGCUACCUGGGCAUUUAUGGUCAUUUCAGUCCGCAACAUCUCCCCCCACCUCCCACCGGGGAUUUGCACCCUAGGUGAGAGGCUGCAGUAUUUUGGGUUGGUAGGCAAAUUGCAACAUUCUGGAAAUCGCCUGAGGAAGGCGUCUUCUUAUAAGUUUCCCAGACCAAAUUCUAGACCAAAGACACAUGCAGACCAAGUCUCCAAGCCACCAGGCUCUGCCUGGAAGGAGGUUGCCACUCUUCCCAAGCCCGGUCCUUAACCCCCUCCUGGGGCACCUGUCUCCAAUACAAUCCCUCUUCCCCAACCCUUGGCUCUUGCGAACCUCCAGAACUUGGCUCUAUGAGUACAAUGUGUAACAAUGCUCAACUUUUAUGUCUCCAUAUAAAUGAAACUUUUCACUAGAGCUCAUGACUCUAGUCCACCUGUCUCUGGAGAAUGGCCAGAUCUGGAAGGGAGGGAGGACGGAGUCAAAAGAAUUUCUUCAAGAUGCAGAAAUGGGAAAGGAUCCUAGGAUAAAUCCCCCCAGGCAGAUCAGCUGAGUUAGUCACUGCGGUCGGGGAUGGCCAGUGAUGGAGAGACCUCAAGGCCCCUAAUCCAACACCCUUGAAAAAUGGGGAAACUGAGGCCCAGAGAAGGGAAAGGACUUUUGCACAGAAAGCUGGGACCUGAACUGGACUUUGUCAACUACAACUUCCGGCUCUUCUGAUCUGGGGCACUGAGUGUGAAGGUGUGACCUGGACUAAAUCUGUGGCAUUCCUCAGUGCCCUCCCUGACAGCCAUGGAUGAGCCUUCACGGAAGAGGAAACACCAGCCCCCAGUGUUGAGGGGUGAGGUGAGCAACACCCCACCCCCUUCAACCAUCCUUAGCUGGCUGGACCCCAAGCUGUGGCCCAGGGAGGCAGGCGCCCUAAGCCUCAUCUACCCUGGUCUUACACCAACCCUCCUUCUUCCUGACGUUCCUCUGUGAGAUAGGAAUUGCACACAAGGAAACUGAGGCCCAAGGAAGUGAGUUGGUGUGCAAGAAGUACACUCCUUAGCCAAUGUUUAAAUGAAGGCCCCUCGGCUCCACACUCACCCUGGGGCCAUAUGGGAAAUACCCAGCCUCAGUCUUGGUUAAUUUUCCCUCUCACUAUCCUUUGUGUGAUGGGCAGUUCCUCUCUAUCCCCUGGUCCUUGGUUCUCCCCCUACAUCCCCAGCACACUCCAGAAGACAUGGUGAAGCACAACGGGAGAACAUGUCCCCAGGGCACUCUUGUACCACAGCCAGCAUCUGCCAACACUGCCCUUGUGGAAUGGGGAAAUGCUCUGGGCAGCCAGGGCUGAAGCCAGACUCACCUCCCUGCCCCACAAGACUCAGACAGUGAGCCUGAGAAGGACCCAAGAGAGACCCUCUUCAGGUGCCUGGAGAUCCUAUCCAGCCCUCAGACCCAAGCCCAGGUGGUCCAGGGCUUGCUGCCCAUGCAGAUGCUGUAAAGAACACUUGGUGCAAAAAUCCAACAAUGCAAAACCCCAAAACAAAAGCAAAACCCAGAUUUCAAAACUUGGAGAGGGGCGUGGGCGACCCAGAGGCCCGGGGACAGCAUCCCUUUCUCUCAUCCUCUUUCCCUCUCCCCCAGUGCCUGAUCCCGGAAUGCAUCUUGUUUCAAUAGGAAGCUAUUUUCACUGUUCUCGCGUGGAUGUCACUACAUACCGAUUGGACAUGUUCCCUGCGGGAUGGAGCAUCUUGUUAUGUAUAUUUGGCUUCAGGUGGACAUGUUGGCUCCAUUUUUUUUUUUUUUUAACCCAGUUAAUUUUCCAAUUCCUAGCAACUGUGACUCUGUAUUUAGCACAAGGGAAAGCUGAGAACGUGGGUCUUGCCUCCUUCCAGAAAUAUGUCUGGCUCAUCAGGACUUGUUUUGUUUUUAAACCUCAAAAUAUUUUUAAGAUAUUUUAAACUUUUUUAAACAAAAUCAACCAACGGGAGAUCUCCUGAAGAGGAAGCU